Molecule: messenger RNA, 1278 nt
Organism: Aspergillus ibericus CBS 121593
Lineage: Eukaryota; Fungi; Ascomycota; Eurotiomycetes; Eurotiales; Aspergillaceae
Product: putative metalloreductase Fre8
Exons: 2
Coding region: 125-1000 (291 amino acids)
Source: RefSeq, a predicted model, not a curated record
CCUCGGUCCACGUGUAGUUCCUGAGCUGGGAAUAGUUACUGGAUUUCCCAAACCCCCUAACAUCGCCGGAGGCAUUGCUUUGUUUCUUCUUUUCGUUCAUCUUUUCUUCGCAGCCGUAGGCGCAAUGUCGUUCUCAUGGCCAUGGCAUUUCGUGGCCCUCUCAGACGUUGAGAAGCAGGAGCGCCGGGAGCUUCUGGAUUUACGUGGAGUCUACGCUCAAUGCUCUGUUUUGGUUGCUCUUGUUCUCGUGCGGGUAUAUAAAAUGACUUUGGGGGCUGCGCCCGCCACCGAAAAGCCGACUGAGAGGCGCACACGGCGCAAGAACCUGCAAAGGUCCUGGCUAGACUCGCCGCCAUUUGCUGGCUGGAUGGAGACCAAAAGACAGUAUAUUAUCUGCCUAAUCUGGCUCGGCUGGCUUCUGGGUCUUUCUGUAUGGAAUUCUGGUGAAGAUUACCUCCACUUCACCAAAGCUCUGGCCCAUGUCAGCCUUUCCCAACUUCCCUUGCAGGUGCUCAUGUCACCAGCCUUGUACAUGAGCCCAUCGCCAGGAUCGCCAUCAGUCGUGUCGGUUCUAACCUCCGUUCCGCAACCCACCAUCAAUGCCUACCAUCGUCUAUUUGGUAGAUUGGUCCUUGCGCCAUUGCUUGUCGCCCAUGCCCUUUUGUACGACUCAUUCUUUCUACAGUCGAGCCACCCGGACUUCGGAACUCUCUUUGCGAAGCGCGUCCAGGAUACUGACGUCCAGUGGGGAAUUGCUGCAGUCACCAUGGUCUUUGCGGCCGUUUGGUUCGCUCGUCCUGCAGCGAUGCCUCGCUGGGUGCGCUGGUUGAAACCCUCGUCCGCCAAAACUAGACAACAGAUCUUCUACAUCGGGCAUGUGUCGAUUGUGGGAGUGUUGGAACUUGCGGCCUUCUCUCAUGUUUCGGUGGCACGGGUCUAUAUCCUUGAGUCCUUGUUGAGCUCGGCGAUUAAUUUCGGAUGUUGCUGGUUGAUGCAGUAGAUGGGGCUCGGUGCGGGUGCUAGUAAUUCAUUAGACAGGCCUGGUGACGACAGUAGAUCGUGAAGCUCCUGAAAGUCUAACCUGCAGCUGUCUAGCGCGGCAAUGGUCAAGAAUUAUUAGUCUAAGUAGACAAUUCCAGCAAUACUAUGGCUCAAGUAUGGGGUUGAUGUGGAAUUCAACGAACUGUGGUAUAAUAUGAGUAUCUUGUCAGAGCCUUUUCGGUCUAACACAUAGUAUAUACUAUCAAGGUUUCAAUUGAAAACGACGUUAUAUAUCUU